AUGAGUAAUAAGAAGCGUGCCGUGGUGGAGGAGCUGCAUAAGCCAGCUCGACGAAAUUAUCCACGUCAACGAGUGGAUAUACGCGGCCUGGAUGAGACUUGGCAAGCUGAUCUUGUGGAUAUGACCGCAUACGCACAAUACAACUCCAAUACGACAAAAAUGAAGCCGAAAGAUGUUAACAUCGCGAAUGAAGAACGACUUUUACAUAGCGUUUAUAACCGAAUAGAGGUGGUGAAAAAACGAGCAAAAUUUAAAAUAGGUGAUAAAGUGCGUAUAAAUUACCAAGACGAGGUCAUUGCCGGUGGUUUUUACGAGCAUGAACUUUUAAAGGUGAAAUAUCCUGAUAUUUAUCUCAUAGAAAAAGUAGUUAAGAGGCGUGGCAAUAAGAUAUUUGUAAAAUGGCUCGGUUUCGACGAUAGCCAGAAUUCAUGGAUUGAUGCUGGUGCAAUAAAAUGA
Molecule: messenger RNA, 456 nt
Organism: Venturia canescens
Lineage: Eukaryota; Metazoa; Arthropoda; Insecta; Hymenoptera; Ichneumonidae
Exons: 3
Coding region: 1-456 (151 amino acids)
Source: RefSeq, a predicted model, not a curated record